AUGAGUGUGGUCGAGAUUACCAGCGACCAGCAGUUCCAUGAUAUCACUAAUGGGGCAGAGGCCGAUAAGCUGAUUGUUUUGUAUUUCCAGACCCAGUGGGCCGAGCCGUGUGUGCACAUGAACUCUGUUUUCACCUCGUUGGCCGAGAUUUACCCCCAGCACCAAUUUGUGUCCGUGAAUGCCGACGACUUCCCCGAUGUGGCCGAGCUGCUGGACGUUUCCGCUGUUCCUUACUUUGUGUUACUGCGUAACCGCACCAUCAUCAAAGAACUCAGCGGUGCAGACCCCAAGGGCCUUUCUUCGGCCAUCCAGGCAGUCAGUGCCGACUCCACACAGGCGCAGUCUGAAGCAGCAGCGGCGGCUACCAGCUCGGGACCCAACUCUAAGACAGCCACCCCCCAGAACGAGCCCGAGGAGGCCGAAGAAGACCUUAAUAACCGCUUGCGUAAACUAAUUUCCGCCGCACCUGUAAUGCUAUUCAUGAAAGGAACUCCUGCCGAACCCAAGUGUGGGUUUUCCCGCCAGCUUGUUGCCAUCUUACGGGAAAACCAGGUAAGAUUCGGGUUCUUUGAUAUUCUUAAGGACAAUGCUGUUAGACAGGGCCUCAAGACCUAUUCGGACUGGCCCACUUUCCCUCAGCUGUAUAUUAAUGGUGAGCUGCAGGGCGGUCUUGACAUUGUCAAGGAGCUUUUAAAGGAAGACCCAAAGUUCUUCGAAAAGGCAGUGAAUCAGUAA
Wickerhamiella sorbophila is the source of this 735-nucleotide messenger RNA. RefSeq names its product Monothiol glutaredoxin-4. NCBI's taxonomy places the organism in Eukaryota, Fungi, Ascomycota, Dipodascomycetes, Dipodascales, Trichomonascaceae. The record is from RefSeq and is a predicted model, not a curated record. Gene Ontology annotation, molecular function: 2 iron, 2 sulfur cluster binding. Bases 1 to 735 code for a protein of 244 amino acids. The transcript has a single exon.